Messenger RNA from Gongylonema pulchrum, 486 nucleotides. Lineage: Eukaryota; Metazoa; Nematoda; Chromadorea; Rhabditida; Gongylonematidae. The record is from the annotation of a GenBank genome assembly.
AGUGUUGGCUUGCUUGAAGCAAAACUGCAUAUCGACGACGAUGACUUUGAAGAAACUGACGGCCAUGUCUAUCCUGUUUGGAACGUCACUGAAGCAGUAUAUCCAUCUCAUCAGUAUCAUCGUGCUGAAGACUGUGGUGUGCGGAUGCGAAACAUGGUCGUUGACGAAACGCAGUUUGUUGUGAAAGACUCGCGCUCAUCAACAUCGCAGGAAUCACCCCUGCCCAAUCGAGCACGUCGAUAUACGCUUGACACGACCGCUACUACUUCUGCAGCCAACGACAACGGCUCAUCCACAAGUCCAAAAUCGCUGCCCACCACUGACUACGGCGAUUUGCAUCGAAAGUUUCUGGAAGUAGUCCCGGAAAUGGAAGCUGGUAUUACUGACAAUGAAUUCGAGAAUGAACCAUCUACGGCCGAGAAAGCAGAACCAACGCGACAGUGUAUGAGGCAUAACACAUCGGCAUCGAAGAUGAUGGAACCAUAA